ACUCAACACUUACGGAUAGCUAGUAAUGCAUUUAAGUUAUUUGAGCGAAAAGUGCAAAGAUAGUGGAAUUUUGAAUAAAUUGCUAACACAAAAUGAAUGAGGAGACUCCAGCCUCAAUUUAUACAAUAUGCCGCACCUGUUUGUCCAACUUGCAAGAAGAUGAAUUUUUCGACUUGUUUGUUGUUCCGGACCUGGCCAAGAAGUUGUGUGUGUGUACUUCGCUGUCGGUGGAGCACCUGGAUGGAUUACCUAGAAACCUCUGCACCUCUUGUCACAGCCGUCUAAACGAUUUGCAUGACUUUCGGAAGCAAUGCGUGGAAUCUGUGCAGAGAUUCAAGGAGUUGGUGAUAAGCAACAACAUUUCAUUACAGUCAAAUCCGACGGACAGCUUUGAAGAGCUGCCUGAUCCACUUUUGCAUACAAAAAUUGAUGUUAAUAAUGAAAAGGAUGUUUUCAAAAUGCUGGAAGAUGUCGACAAGGAAUCCGAGGAUAUAGAUAAUCUGGAGGAUGCAUUUAAUGACAGUGGAAGCGACUAUAACAAUGAAGAUGCGGACUUCCAAGUGGAUAGCAGCGAUUCCGAUGAUGAGAUGCCGCUGUCCCGCCUGCAAAGUAAAGCCAGAGCCACAAAGACCAAGACCAAAAAGAGGGAUGAAGAGCAUAAAUCGUCCGAACCGAAUGAUGCAGAUGAUCCCAAAGAGAAACCGAAACGCAAGCGAAUUCCAGCAACUGAGCUUCAUUUGCAACGCUUCCUUGAAUGUCACGUCUGUCGUAAGAGGUUCAAGAAGAAAUCAUGUUAUGAGGAGCAUAUAAAACACCACAAUGAUCAAUUGCCAUUUCAGUGUACAGUGGAAACCUGUAAACAGGGAUUCACGCAAUUCGCAGGACUGCGUCAUCACAUGGAUCACAAGCACCCGGAACUCUGCGAACGUACAAUCGCCUGUACAAUCGCUGGAUGCAAUGAAUCCUUUCCACGCAAUAUCAUGCUCACAAAUCAUUUAAAGAAGGUGCAUAAAAUUCUAAAACCGGAGGCUCGUAGACAUGCAUGUACGGAAUGCGACAAAGUAUUCCGUAAUCCAACGGUGCUCAAGAAGCACAUGUAUAAGCACACUGGCGAGGCGCCGCCCAUUGCAUGUAACCUCUGCGACAGACGCUUUCACAUGAACUGCGAGCUCCGGGAUCAUCUGCUGCGUCAUGCCGGCGUCAAGAAUCAUGUGUGUCCACACUGUGGUGUGGGCAAGACCACAAAACAGGAGUGGAAGAAACACAUCUUGACGCACACACGGGAGAAGCAGUUCCAGUGCCGGCAGUGCGAUCAUGCCUCCCACAACCAACAGGCUCUGGCCAAUCAUGUCAAGGUCGUCCACAUGAAGAUUAAGAACUUUGCCUGCCAGUACUGUGGCAGGAUCUUUGGCAAAUCCCAUGCCUGCAAGGUGCACGAGAGACUGCACACGGGAGAGAAUUGCUGCAAGUGUAAGAUCUGUGGCAAGGUCUUUCUCUUCGAGAAGAGAUUGACAAAGCAUCUGCAGGAGAUGCAUAAAGGAGAUGCUAAAGGAGAUGCGGACAAGGAGCUUACAGAGCCAAUCGACAUGAAGAACGAACCAAGAAUUCCCGUCAAGCGGAGAGCUCCUGCCAAGCCAAAGAAAUCACGAAAUCAAGAAAAAGACCAAGAAGAGAUACCCAAAAUAAAACUGAAUAAUCAACGAACAAAGAACUAUGAGCAGUAUCAAGAUCCAGCUGCGGAACGAGCGGCUGCAGCGGCGGAGUUAAUGGCCCAGCAGCAGGGCGAGAUUGAGGCGAAGCGCAGGGCGGAAGAGAAAGCCCGGAAAAUUCAGGAGGCAGCGUGCGAGGAACUCCAGAAAUUGCAGCAGCAGCAGAUUUCCUAUGACAGCUUCGCUGAAUGAAACUCUGAAUAUAGUAUUGUAUUAGUUCACCGCUAUAGCGAUAAUAUUUCAAAUUGAGUACCAUAUAAACUUAAUGUACAAAC
Drosophila innubila is the source of this 1984-nucleotide messenger RNA. RefSeq names its product zinc finger protein 616-like. NCBI's taxonomy places the organism in Eukaryota, Metazoa, Arthropoda, Insecta, Diptera, Drosophilidae. Gene Ontology annotation, molecular function: zinc ion binding. Gene Ontology annotation, cellular component: nucleus. The transcript has a single exon. The record is from RefSeq and is a predicted model, not a curated record. Bases 93 to 1901 code for a protein of 602 amino acids.